GAAGACUUCGAGACACUUGGCGUUUGGGCUAAUUCGAUUUAUUGAACAAGCUUUAGUGUCAUAGCAGCUGCUACAUUGCCAGAACGACGAAAAAGCCCCCGAAAACCCCCUGGAUCUCAGUUUAUCAAGGUUUAAUUCUCUGGGCGUGGAAUUAGCCCCUCCUUGGGGCACCCGUGAGAGGGCCGUUCCUCAUGACCAUAUUUGGACUUGCACUCCCCUGCGGGUGUCUCUUUUACUCUGUCAAUUUCCGCCCUCCCUGGGGCCCUUGGUUGCAAUAAUGAAAACCAGUCCUCUCUGAUGACCUGACCCCUGUUGUAGAUACCGGUCAGGUUUCGGUCAAGGGCUAGCCGGAAACCCCACUAUCCAUAUAACUGAUUUAAGGAAGUCCUGGGAUUUAGACGUACAAAGAAAAGACAGUUUGAGUGAAUACAGGUCUUCCACCCUUUGACCCUCCCAAAGGAAGUCUGGUUUCAGUACUAUUGAAAUAUACUACAUAUGCAAGAUAACGGAGGAGCGUGUGUGAGCCUCUUUUUAAGAUACAUAGCGACAAAACUGAACAAGUCAUAUGACUGACUCUGGCACACUCUGGCGUUCUGCUUUCAUCAGUACUCGCUGCUCAUGUUUUUGGAUCGACGAAAGGAUGGAGAAAUGUGAUAUUGAUAUGAGGCCGCAGCAGAGGAGAAGGAAAUCACGACGGGACCGUGAAUCGAGGUUUAUGCUGUGGCCUUGUUCCUUGCGGCGCAGGUCGCGGUUGCCAUACCGACGGCGAGAUGCCGUGGAGGCGGCUCGGCGUCGGUAUACCCGAAGCUACGACGGUUUGGGCGAUACGAUUGCACCAGUGCUGUUGAGCGCUUUAGUUUGAACGUCUAACCGUAAAAGUGCUUUUUUAAAAUACUCGUACGUUCUCAUUCCAUCACCUUCGUUCCUUCAUCUGGGAGAGACCAACCUGCUGUUUGGCACAAGGGAUCCUAUGGAUCAAUUCGAUUUGACUUGCGUUAUAAUAUGACCGUUAAAGUUUCCUCAAAUUCAGUUGCUUUGGAACACUACGGUCUUGUUGAAGUCAACCGUUCAAUUUAUAUUUCGUCAUCUUGUGGAAUUACCGACAAGUACUAUAAAGAGGUACUGUAUUGAGACGCACCUCGGCGAUCUUCAUGAUCCUUAGGAGGCUUCAUUCUGUAUCUUACCAAGAUAUUUUGGACAAUCCUAUUAUAACAGCGUUUUGGGACGCAUUGCCCUUUGAGAUUAAACACAUCGGUCUAUAAAAAAAAUAGGCUGAACAAGAACAAAGGCAUGUGGCUGUUGACCAUGGCGAGGAUGAUUAUGAAUGGGAUGAAAGGUUCUCUUGAAGUGUUCUGCACUCCUGUUACCACACUAUCGUUGUAUUGAAUCGUGAAUAAUGCUAAAGUACGCCCAAAAAGUAAAGCAAGUACAGAGCUCUGCGUGGAUGGAAAUCAAGUGAACAUAGAUUCGCCAGCAAACUAGGACGUCCAACAGCAGCGCCACGCUGUCCUCGUGCGCGUCGAUGGAGCCGUGCGUGUGUCCGGAGGACGGCGCGUUCACCGCACCGUCCCACGCUGACGUCACCUUCCGCAAGAUGGAGGGCUACUUGAGGAGUCGACAGCUGUGCGAUGUCACGCUGGUGGCUGGUGACAGGCGGAUCCCCGCGCACAGGCUGGUUCUCUCGUCCGUGUCUGACUACUUUGCGGCCAUGUUCACCAGCGACGUGCGGGAGGCCAAGCAGGACGAGGUGAAGAUGGAGGGUGUUGACCCAGAUGCAUUGUGGGUCCUGGUGCAGUAUGCUUACACGGGGCGUCUGGAGUUGAGGGAGGACACCAUCGAGUCUCUGCUGUCCGCCUCUUGUCUGCUGCAGUUGUCUUCUGCGGUGCAAGCUUGCUGUUCCUUCCUCAUGAAGCAGCUCCACCCCUCCAAUUGCAUCGGCAUCAGCUCCUACGCCAACGCUCAGGGCUGCCACGACCUGCGCAGGGUCGCUCACACCUACACUAUGGAACACUUUGCGGAGGUGGUCGGGGCCCAAGAGUUCACGCUGCUUCCGGUGGACGAGAUGGAGAGGCUGCUCACGUCCGACGACAUCAACGUUCCGGACGAGGAGACGGUCGUAACCGCUUUGCUGACGUGGGUGCAUCACGACGCGGCGGCGCGACAACGUGACCUGCCGCAGCUUCUCGCUCAUGUCAGAUUGCCGCUGCUGCAGCCGCAGUUUCUAGCAGACCUGGAGGCCAGCCCCGCGCUUCGAGACAGCGCCGACUGCCAGCGGCUGUUGCUGGAGGGAAUGAAGUACCACCUCCUGCCCCAGCGUCGGCCCCUGCUUCAGAGCCCGCGCACGCGGCCCCGCAAGGCCACCGUCGGCGCCAUGUUCGCUGUUGGCGGAAUGGACGCCACAAAAGGUGCUACUAGCAUCGAGCAGUACUGUCUACGGCGGGACACGUGGAAGCAGGUGGCGGCCAUGAGCGGUCGGAGGCUCCAGUUCGGCGUGGCCGUCCUGAAGGGUCGCCUCUACGUGGUGGGGGGCCGAGACGGACUCAAGACCCUCAACACGGUGGAGUGUUACAACCCUCGCUGCAAGAGCUGGAGUGUCAUGCCGCCCAUUUCCACGCACAGACACGGCCUCGGCGUCGCCGUCCUGGAAGGGCCGAUGUACGCCGUAGGAGGACACGACGGCUGGAGCUACCUCAGCACAGUAGAAAGGUGGGAUCCUCAAGCUCGCCAGUGGAGCUUCGUUGCCAGCAUGGCCACUCCCAGAAGCACCGCGGGAGUGGCAGUACUCCAUAGCAAGUUGUACGCAGUCGGAGGUCGCGACGGUUCCUCCUGCCUGCGCUCCGUGGAGUGUUUUGACCCGCACACCAACAGGUGGACCGCUUGUGCUCCCAUGGCGAAACGGCGCGGCGGCGUGGGCGUGGCCACGUGGCACGGCUUCCUGUACGCCAUCGGCGGUCACGAUGCGCCCGCCUCGUCUCUGGCGUCGCGGCUGAGUAACUGUGUGGAGCGGUAUGACCCUCAGACUGACUUGUGGACGGCCGUGGCCCCCAUGAGCCUCAGGAGAGACGCGGUGGGGGUUUGUCUCCUUGGCGACCGUCUGUACGCCGUCGGCGGCUACGACGGCCAAGUCUACCUCAGUACGGUGGAGGCCUACGACCCGCAGACCAACGAGUGGACUCAGGUAGCGCCGCUGUGUCUGGGCCGGGCCGGAGCGAGUGUGGUGGUGGUCAAAAUGUGACAACGCACGUGAAGGCCCAUGGGGCGAGCUGCAAAGGAGCAAAGCCAACUGGAAGCGCGAGCGGGCUUCUACGACGUGAACAAUAAUUGUCAGCCUCCGACAUCGCAAUCUCCUCCGGCAGCGACAGUCGUGAUGAAAGACAUUCUGCGGCUGGCCUUGUUCCAGCAUGACAGUCCCUUUUUAUUAUUAUUUUGCUCCUCCAGUUCAGGCAGAAAACAUAUACACACACACACUUGUACAUUUCUGCCGACGAAGAAAGUUACACUCUUGUUUUGUAGCAGUCGUUUUAAUGUAUUCAUUGGCAAAGAGCGUUCCUUUCUUUCUCACCCACAACAUAAAACAACUUGUGACAUAAUCAGCACAACCUGAAGGAACCAUAAACCACCACCACCUCCUCCUGCUGCAGUCUUUCUUUUAAAUUGCAUAUGAAAGAAAGUAUCUGUAUUGUUAGCGAAAAAUAAAUUCAGGACUAACAAUUUCAGCACAAGGACCGUUUUGUAACUGUGUACAACGCAUCAUAUAUUGCUAGUGCACUAGUGACUCUAAUGAAGCAGUCAAACGGCAUGAUUAUUUUUUUUUUGACACCUAACGAAUCAAAUUUUGCCAAGAAACUGAUUUUUUUUUUUUUUUUACAACACAUUCAGCAUUUUAACCGUUGAUCCAACAAGUCUAAUUUUGGGGAGUGCUGCUCUAUAAUAAUGUAUUAUUUUUCUCAUGUAGCAGAGGGUCAGUAACAACUCGAAGUAACAUUGGGAUGGCUCUGCUUCAUCAAAUCUGAGUCAUGUAUGUAAAUGUCAAAGUACACAGCAGCAAAUAUUGAACUUACGAAUGACACACUGAAAAGAAAAAUGUACUGUCAUAAUGUAUAUACAGUAUUGUAUAUAUUCUGGCCCCCAUAAUAUUCCGUCCAUUUUGCAAGUCGGACACAAUUGACAUCAAUGGCAAACUAAAUUAUUUUCCCACAACUUUUUUUUGUGCAAAAUUACAUUUAUUGAAUUACAACUGGGUAACAUUGCAACCUUAUUUUCAGUGACUCAAAUUAGCUGAGAAUGAAUGAAUUUGGUUAAACCUCACAUUUAUGUUUAUAAAUGUGCAUUAUUUCACUAAAGUGUGAUUAUUUUUGUAAGUGAAUACAACUACGCUGCCCUUUUUGUUUUGUACCAUAUAGUAAGGCACCUCAUAUUUGACAUCAAUCAUGUAUGUACAUGUAUGCUUUAACAUGCUCUUAUUGCUUUCAUUAAAAUAAAAGGAGUCACAAGCA
Phyllopteryx taeniolatus (common seadragon) is the source of this 4496-nucleotide messenger RNA. It is a transcript of the gene klhl5, whose product is annotated as kelch-like family member 5. Bases 1523 to 3235 code for a protein of 570 amino acids. NCBI's taxonomy places the organism in Eukaryota, Metazoa, Chordata, Actinopteri, Syngnathiformes, Syngnathidae. Gene Ontology annotation, molecular function: protein binding. The transcript has 13 exons. The record is from RefSeq and is a predicted model, not a curated record.